Cantharellus anzutake is the source of this 159-nucleotide messenger RNA. RefSeq lists its product as uncharacterized. The record is from RefSeq and is a predicted model, not a curated record. Lineage: Eukaryota; Fungi; Basidiomycota; Agaricomycetes; Cantharellales; Hydnaceae. Bases 1 to 159 code for a protein of 52 amino acids. The transcript is spliced from 2 exons.
AUGGCACAAGCUGUAAUGAGUGUCCAAAGGCCGUAUGGACCUCCCCCACCGGAUGCAAAAGACUGCAAGUUCAUAACUGCUCUGGUGACUGAGUUAUUGCAAAAAGAAAGUCGUGCCAACAUGGCACAACUCAAGGGCACAUGUCUGUUUGUUGAAUAG